Molecule: messenger RNA, 309 nt
Organism: Talaromyces marneffei
Lineage: Eukaryota; Fungi; Ascomycota; Eurotiomycetes; Eurotiales; Trichocomaceae
Exons: 3
Coding region: 1-309 (102 amino acids)
Cellular component (GO): cytoplasm
Source: RefSeq, a predicted model, not a curated record
AUGCCGACUCCAUUCCAAGACCUCGAUCCAGCCGGUGUUUCGCCUGAAGAUCGCAUGAAUGCACUCCGAGGCUACAAGGCAACAACAAACAAUCCCCGCGUUUCAGAGGAAGCGAAGCAGCAUGCCCGCGAAAUGAUUGAUGCUCUUGGCGGUGAUCAGCCGCGAGCCGAGAUGAAGCAGUUCGAUCGUGAGAAGGAUCAGACUCGUGUCGUUGGUGGAUUGAAGGCGUCGAUUCGGAAUCCCCGAAAUUCCGACGCGGGCAAGAGCCGAGCACAGGAGAAACUUGACGAGAUGAGUGGGACCUUCUGA